Messenger RNA from Cheilinus undulatus (humphead wrasse), 923 nucleotides. RefSeq names its product neutrophil collagenase-like. Lineage: Eukaryota; Metazoa; Chordata; Actinopteri; Labriformes; Labridae. The record is from RefSeq and is a predicted model, not a curated record. Gene Ontology annotation, biological process: extracellular matrix organization; proteolysis; collagen catabolic process. The coding region runs from base 1 to 861 and encodes 286 amino acids. Gene Ontology annotation, cellular component: extracellular matrix. Gene Ontology annotation, molecular function: zinc ion binding; metalloendopeptidase activity. The transcript is spliced from 8 exons.
AUGUUGAUUGGACGGCUGCUCAAGAACAGUUAUACAAUCACCUUAGUCAACUAUAAGUUAUAUAAGAACAAGCUGUUCCUCAGGAUAUACUGCAACAUCACCAUCUUUGAGCAAGGUUUUAACUUGUUGGCUGUAGCUGUUCAUGAAUUUGGCCACGCAUUCGGCCUGCCCCACUCCUCUGACCCUGGAGCCAUCAUGUACCCUGCAUACAACUUUACUCCCACUCAUGAACUCCAGCUCUCGUUCCGUGACGUCAAAGAUGUCCAACACAUGUACGGAGUCAGUCACAAAUUUGCUUCAUUAUUCUCCAAAAAACCUCCUCCAAGAACACCAGGCACAUGUGAUCCAGAUUUAUUGUUUGAUGCAGUGACAGAGCUUCAACAGGAAGUCCUCUUCUUUAAAGACAGAUUUAUGUGGCGUAAGCAUCCGAAAUUUGACGAGACCAGCAUCACCCUCAUCAGCAGUCUGUGGCCGGACAGUGUGCCUUCUUACCUGGAUGCUGUUUAUGAGAACAUUGGCAGGAACUUCAUAGUGUUCUUCAAAGGUCAGCAGUACUGGAUCCUGAGGCAGCUUAAACUUGAGGAGGGAUUUCCAAGAAACAUCUCUGACUUUGGCUUCCCUUCUACAAUAAAAUCCUUAGAUGCAGCUCUUCACUUCAGAAAUGAGCGCUAUACUGUUUUCUUCACUGGACACCAGUGUUGGAGGUACAACGAGCUGGAGAAGACCAUGGAGGGCUCACCGAUGCUGGUAGAGGAUCAGUGGCCCGGUGUGCCAACUCCUGUAGAUGCAGCUGUCUUCUAUGACAGCUCACUCAAAGAAAUUUGUGAACUUCUUCGUGGGAAACAUUCACUACAAAUUUGAUCCAAACUCUAAACGUGUCGUCUCCACUGGACCGCUCAACGACGAGCUGGACUGCAGGGCAA